Messenger RNA from Exaiptasia diaphana, 899 nucleotides. RefSeq lists its product as uncharacterized. The record is from RefSeq and is a predicted model, not a curated record. Gene Ontology annotation, molecular function: nucleic acid binding. Bases 99 to 899 code for a protein of 266 amino acids. NCBI's taxonomy places the organism in Eukaryota, Metazoa, Cnidaria, Anthozoa, Actiniaria, Aiptasiidae. The transcript is spliced from 2 exons.
UGAAGAUUGAUUAAUYGAUGGAUAUGUUUAAUUUAUUUUAUCAUUACAGGGCUAAAUAGAAGACAUCAAAUCAUUGAUCUGUUUGUAGUGUACGUACGAUGGCAGCCAGGCUUCUCAUUUUCUUCAUGCUUGCCAUUACCAUUCCUUUGUCGACCGGUGUGCUCGACCGCUAUUUACCAGCUCUAGAUAGAAACAUKGCCAAUAUAUGUCGUGACGACCUUAUAGAACGAUAUUUUAAUUUCGGGUUUCAACAAACUGAAAUUUUGCUGUUUCUUGUUAUGAACCACGGGAUUGUUCUAAGCAUUCGRCAGUUAAAAAGAAUACUUGCUCGAAGAAGUUUAAGGAGGAGACUAUACACAUCUGAUUUAGGAACAGUUCUGAGUGUCAUAGAAGAAGAACUGAAAGGCAGUGGAAGUGUCAUAGGAUACAGAAGAAUGUGGCAAAAACUCAUUACAGAACGUCAUCUCGUCGUGAGUAAGGAAACUGUUCGCCAUGCUCUCAGGCUUUUAGAUCCAACUGCAGUUAAUGAUCGACUAAGACACAGACUGCAGAGACGUCAAUACCGAGGAAGAGGACCAAAUUUUAUUUGGCAUAUCGAUGGAUAUGAUAAACUCAAGCCAUUUGGAUUUUGCAUUCAUGGAUGCAUUGAUGGCUUUAGUAGACGUAUUAUGUGGCUUGMGGUAGGUACGUCCAACAAUGAUCCCUCAGUAGUUUCAAAAUAUUUCAUUGAUUGUAUUCGUGAGACUGGUGGUACUCCUCGUAUAUUAAGAUCUGAUUGCGGUACCGAAAAUGGAUAUGUAGCUGGCAUUCAACAAUUCCUUAGACUAAAUUCAAAUGACUCUUUUGCUGGUGAAAGAAGUUUCAUAGUUCUAAAACUUUCCAAAAACGUUUAUUUCUGA